AAUUGGCCCCUGUCGGCUGGCGUCGCACGCAAGAGCACGCUGGAGGACCCGGGAAAAGGAAGUGUGAGGGCCACUGGAAAGGGAGAAAGGGUGUCACAACUUCCGGACCCCGGCCCUCGGCUUGAGGGCGAAGGCAAGUACAAAUAGCUGCACUGCCCGCGGCCUUGGAACCCAGCCCCUGACGGACUACAGCUCCCGGGGUAUUUCCAUUUUAACAGGGAACAAUCCCUGAACCCAAAGGAAUGAAUCCCUAAUGGUGGAGUUUCAGGCAUCAGUGACAGGCUGAACCCGGAUUCCCAGGGCCCAUGCUUCCACCUGACAAAUGAUGGCUUGAGUUAUGAACAAACAGGACUAUACGAACACUUCGGUGCAAGAGCCCCCUGUGGACUACUCCUUCCGAAACAUCCACGUGACCCAAGAUCUGUUAAACGAGAAGCCACGGACAGGGCUACGACCACUCAGGCACGCAAAGUCAGGGAAGUCUAUAUCUCAGUCCCUGUGGCUGAACAACAACGUCCUCAAUGACCUCAGAGACUUCAACCAUGUGGUUUCACAGCUUCUGGAGCAUCCAGAGAACCUGGCCUGGAUUGACCUGUCCUUCAACGACCUGACUUCCAUUGACCCUGUCCUGACAACUUUCUUCAACUUGAGUGUGCUCUAUCUCCAUGGCAACAGCAUCCAGCGCCUUGGAGAGGUGAACAAGCUGGCUGUCCUCCCUCGGCUCCGCAGCCUGACACUCCAUGGGAACCCCAUAGAGGAAGAGAAGGGCUCAUCCAGACCCUGGUCACCCCCCUCCUGUCCUAUGCUCUGAUCUUCCCCAAGCAGGAGCCUCCAGCCCAGGGCCCAGGUAGGGACCAUGUCCCCCGCCAUCGCGCUGGCCUUCCUGCCACUGGUGGUGACAUUGCUGGUGAGGUACCGGCACUACUUCCGACUACUGGUACGCAUGGUCUUACUCCGGAGCCUCCGAGACUGCCUGUCAGGGAUGCGGAUUGAGGAGCGGGCCUUCAGCUAUGUGCUCACCCACGCCCUGCCUGGGGACCCUGGUCAUAUCCUCACCACCCUGGACCACUGGAGCAGCCACUGCGAGUACCUGAGCCACAUGGGGCCUGUCAAAGGUCAGAUCGUGAUGCGGCUGGUGGAGGAGAAGGCCCCUGCUUGUGCACUGGAGCUGGGCACCUACUGCGGGUACUCCACACUGCUUAUUGCCCGUGCCCUGCCCCCUGGAGGUCGCCUUCUCACUGUGGAGCGGGAUCCACGCACAGCAGCAGUGGCUGAAAAACUCAUCCGCCUGGCUGGCUUCGACGAGCGCACGGUGGAGCUCAUCGUGGGUAGAUCAGAGGAGGUGAUCCCGCGCCUAAGAACCCAGUACCAUAUGAAUCGGAUUGACCUGGUGCUCCUGGCACACAGGCCCCGACGUUAUUUGAGGGACCUGCAACUGCUGGAGGCCCAUGCCCUGCUGCCAGCUGGUGCCACAGUGUUAGCUGACCACGUGCUCUUCCCUGGUGCACCUCGCUUCCUGCAGUACGCCAAGAGCUGUGGCCGCUACCGCUGCCGCCUCCACCACACUGGCCUCCCUGACUUCCCUGCCAUCAAGGACGGCAUAGCCCAGCUCACCUACUCAGGGCCUGGCUGAGGUCCAGGCCCAGGGGUACUUACUGCUGCCUCCCCCCACCCCCCAACCAAGCAAGGACCUCAGAAUAUCCCCUCCCCUCCCUGCUUGUGGACUGACACAUACUGGGCUCAGGGCUGGGGAGUCUCUCCUCCCACCUCUGUCUCACUCUGGCUCCACACUAACCUGAGGCCUCAAGUUCUGUCAGGCUCUUUGAUCCCACUGGUCCCCCUCCUUCCAGUCCAGAGUCAUGGACUGACAGGCAAGAGACUUCAGCUCACAACACAGCCCUGUCACUGAUUUGCUGGGUUACUCCAUGGGAGUCCCUGCCCUGCUCUGAGAUCUAAUCUGUUCUAACACCAAGGAAGUUGACUAGGAGAGCUCCAGGGGCCUCCCAGUUCUGGCGCUCAGAAAGCCUGCCUCCCACCCCCCACCCCACCCCACCCCAUGCCAUUCCAGGUGGGAUCAAAGGAAACAGUAAACACUGAGUUAGAGGCCCUGCAGGAAUGGCUGGGUGCAAGCUGGGCCAGAGGAAAUGGCAGUGGAGCCUGGGCCCACAGCCAGGGCUACCCUGGCCUUCCAUAGC
Molecule: messenger RNA, 2195 nt
Organism: Aethalodelphis obliquidens (Pacific white-sided dolphin)
Lineage: Eukaryota; Metazoa; Chordata; Mammalia; Artiodactyla; Delphinidae
Gene: TOMT
Product: transmembrane O-methyltransferase
Exons: 11
Biological process (GO): developmental process; catecholamine catabolic process; dopamine metabolic process
Molecular function (GO): catechol O-methyltransferase activity; protein binding
Source: RefSeq, a predicted model, not a curated record